Hemiscyllium ocellatum (epaulette shark) is the source of this 3567-nucleotide messenger RNA. It is a transcript of the gene lepr, whose product is annotated as leptin receptor. NCBI's taxonomy places the organism in Eukaryota, Metazoa, Chordata, Chondrichthyes, Orectolobiformes, Hemiscylliidae. Bases 61 to 3567 code for a protein of 1168 amino acids. Gene Ontology annotation, molecular function: protein binding; cytokine receptor activity. Gene Ontology annotation, cellular component: external side of plasma membrane; membrane. The record is from RefSeq and is a predicted model, not a curated record. Gene Ontology annotation, biological process: cytokine-mediated signaling pathway. The transcript is spliced from 19 exons.
GUUCUUCUGAAGGAGAAAGUGGGCAAAAUCUGCUCGAGUGCGUGAAACACAAUUUAAGGAAUGUUUGAAGGAAAGUUUCCCUCCAUCUCAGGAAUGAUGAUACUGUGGCUAAUGACUGGAAUCCUGUGUCUGGGAUUUUCCGUUUCAAUUUUAGCACAUGACCCAGUAGCAACCUUUGAGAUUCCUCCAUGGAAUUUUACGAUGCUGUGCACACUGCACAAGCAAGCAGCUGUCGUGAAUGAGAGAACCUGGCAGCUACAGCCACACAGGAAUUCAAGCAGUCGCCACUCUUCGCUUCACGAGCAUGUGAGAAAUGCAAACACAUCGCAUUCAAAUAACAUCAACCCAAACGGACUGCAUAGCCAAGAUGGAUUCAGUUGUUGCCUCUGGAAAGAAGCUGAUUUACAUUGUCCUGCAAAUUUCAUCACAGAACAAAGUAUCAGAAUGAACAUCAAAUGUUGGACUGCUGGAGACCUUUCGCUGUUUGUCUGUAAUUUAAAGCCAAGUGUGUGGAAAAUCAGCAAGUCUGUAAAAUAUAGAAUACACCACCUGGAUGUGUUAUCUUUUGACCAGGAGGAAGGCAAUUUGUCAAUGUAUAUGAAUGACUGCGUGCAACAUCACAUAAUUAAGUGCACAAUAUCUUCCAUUGAUUUAAUUCGCAAGUAUUUCAUUUGGAUAGAACUGAUCACAAAUUCUGGAACUUUGCGGUCACCUUUGAUGUCUGUCACCCCUAUUAAUGUAGUUCAGACAAAUCCUCCAGUAGAUCUUCAAACUAAAAUGACAUCUGAAGGCUUCUUCAAACUAAGUUGGACAGGUCCCAGUCCUGAACCUUAUCCGGUCCAGUUUGAAGUAAAAUAUUCAACAGGCAUUCCAGAAAGAAUCUGGAAGGUUAAGGAUGUCUGGGAAAAUUCUUUGAUCCUUCGUGAUUUGCAGAGUGACCUUUCUUACUUAGUUGUUGUUCGCUGCAAACGUCGCAAUGGACCAGGGUUUUGGAGUGAUUGGAGUGAACCUAUUCAGGUGGAUGUUCAAGAAAUUACAUAUUACCCUCCUCAAGUGCUGACCACUGUUGGCUCGGAUGUUACAGUGAGGUGUGUUUUUUAUAAUCAGACUCUAACCAUUAACAAUGUCGUCUGGUGGUUAAAUAUGAAUGAAAAAAUUCCAGACCAUCAAUAUACAUUAAUCAAUGAUCAUGAAACCAGUGUUACUCUCCUCAACGUAACAUCAAAUGGACAAUCCCAGUGCAACGUGCUACAGUGUUGCCUUCAAAAUGAAGAAAGGAAUAUAUGUAACUUUCGUUAUGCUGAAAUAAUCGUAAUUGAUAUGAAAAGUAACAUCUCAUGUGAGACUAAUGGUGCAAUGGAAACAAUGAUCUGUAGAUGGCUCCCAAGAACAUUGAAAACAGGCACAGUCAGCAACUACAAGCUAAAGUAUUACAUGAAAGAGUCUUGGUGUGAUAACCUACAAGGUGAAGAUGAAAAUGUUGAUAUUAAAGAGUGCCCUCUGGUGAUUAAUGAAUUUUAUGAGUGUCAUAUAAAGCCCAUCAAUCUCACCUUUGGCCAUGUGAUGUGGUUAGAAUUUAACCAUCAAGAAACAACGUUCAAAUCUCCACCAACCUGUGUAAUUCCUAUGGAUGUAGUGAAACCUUGGGCACCAUUUAAUGUUGAUGCAGAAAUCACCCAAAAUGAAGGGCAUCUAAAUAUAACCUGGGAGAAGCCGCGUCUGCCACCAUACAAGCUUCAGUUUGAAAUCCAGUACACUGAGAAUGAAAUGGAAGGUAACUGGAAGACUUUAUUUGUUGUCAAUAAAACAUCAAUCAUUACUGAAGUAACUGAUCCUUGUGUUACAUAUGUGGUUCGGGUACGUUGUUCGAGAUUUGAAGGACCUGGAUACCGCAGUGAAUGGAGCAGUUUAGUGUACACAAACCUUGCAGAUAUCCAGGUACCAACAACAGGCCCUGAUGUUUGGAGAUUUAUAGACAGGAAUCCUUUGACUAAGGAUACACACGUCACACUAGAAUGGAAGCCUCUGACAAAAGAUGAAGCCUUAUGCAGUGUGAAAGGAUUUAUGUUGAAAUACGAAUCAACAGAAAAUAUUACCUGGCUGGAACAUGCUGGAAAUGUUACAACUUACAGCUUUCUUCUUAAUAGUGAAAUUAGAAGUGUCACAGUGAUUGCUUUCAAUUCCAUUGGUUCUUCUAGAAAAAAUGUUAAACUAAUUUUCCCAAAGGACAAUAGCAAAGUGGAGGUUCUACGAUCUCUUCACGCCUCCAUGAUCAACAACAGCUGUGUGAUUGUUUCUUGGAGCAUGUUUCCUCUGAAUCCCGAACCGACAUCAUUUGUGAUAGAAUGGAAAAGCCUGACAAAUAAUGAUGAGGAGAAGGUGAAGUGGAUGAGAGCUGCUGCAAACAUUACAACUGCAUAUAUUUUUGACCAUUUUUCUCCAUCUCAACAGUACCAACUGACAGUAUAUCCAAUUUUCUCUGAAGGGGAAGGACAGCCAAGCAGUUUUUAUUUGACAAUGAAUGGAGAGGUGGCAAAGACCAACAAUGAUGGAUUGCAGAAUGUUAUCUUACCACUAGUAUUUUUGUCAUCGGUUUUAUUGAUUGGAACUUUCCUAAUAUCUAAGCACAGAAUAAGACAUCGUGUCUGGAAAGAGGUCCCCAAUCCUAACAAAUGCUCUUGGGCUCAAGAAAUUGAUUUUAAAAAGUCUCUCACUAAUGGAAACCUAUUUGGGAAACACCAUCAAGGUGUGAUGCCUGCUGUUCCACUCCUUGUAGAAUCAGAAAUAUUUUCUGUGGCCGUUGUGGAAGAGAUUACAGAAUAUAAAGAAGAAAAAGAUGUAAUUGAUGAGAAUUCUGUCAAUGAAAUCGUUUCAGAGCUACAUCCAGACACACCUAGAAUCCACAUGCUUUAUGAAAGUGAAGAUUCACAUGAUGAAAUGGAAGGUGAUGUGGAAACCACUUAUGCACAGAACACAGACCUGUCGAACUUUGAAUAUUCAAAGAUAAUGAUAAGUGUAGAAGCAGAUACCCUUCGUAAAAAGCGGAAGUGUAUGAGCAGCAAUUCAGAUGAAGGCAUGUAUUCAGAUAAUGAAACUGAUGCUUCAGGUAAUGAGGCUAACAAUCUGUGGGAACUUGAAAACCAGACUUUCCUGCAGCUAACACAAACUGAUGAAACCAAGUCACAUUCUAUUAAUUCAUCAGAGGGCUUUUCCGAACUUCAGGACCAAGAAAACAAAGUCCUACAUAAUGGAAAUGAUGAAGAACUGGAUUUUUGCUACUUAGGGCAGUCAUCAUUUGAGAACAAUAUAAACAAUAACACCACAAGACACAAUCCCGAAGAAUUGCCAUUUCUGAAAAAUUAUUUACCAGUGGAGUUUGAGGAUCCUUCUGAAACAUAUUCAAUAUCUUACCUGGAUUCAUUGCUUAAUGAAGAUCAUUCUUCUCUGAUGAAUCUCAGCUCAUAUAUGCCUCAAUUUCAAACAAAAACACACAACCACUCAAAAAUAACUAAUACAGAUGAUGAAGUAUCAUCUAAUCAUCUUAAUGGUUUUUCAGCAGUUGACUGA